Equus quagga is the source of this 1733-nucleotide messenger RNA. RefSeq names its product dynein 2 intermediate chain 2 (gene DYNC2I2). Gene Ontology annotation, biological process: intraciliary transport. Gene Ontology annotation, cellular component: cytoplasmic dynein complex; ciliary plasm. Bases 1 to 1608 code for a protein of 535 amino acids. The transcript has 9 exons. The record is from RefSeq and is a predicted model, not a curated record. Gene Ontology annotation, molecular function: dynein light chain binding; dynein heavy chain binding. Lineage: Eukaryota; Metazoa; Chordata; Mammalia; Perissodactyla; Equidae.
AUGGCAACCCGCGCGCGGCCCUGGCGUCUCGGCCCGGCGGGAAGCGCGGGUGCUGAGAAGCUGGCGACAGGCGGUGCUGCGAGCGCAGAGGGCCCCGGGCGGCCGGGGCCGCUGCAGGACGAGACCCUGGGCGUGGCGUCCGUGCCGUCGCGGUGGAGGGACGCCCAGGGCUUCCGCGGGGAGACGAAGAGUUGCCAGACGGCCAGCAUUGUCACCGCCGAUGCAGCCUCCCAGGCCCGGAAGCGCGCAGACGCCGAGGUGCAGACCGAGGCCCCUGGGCCCGGCGUGCUGCCUGCGCCCCGGCACGACAGCGCCCGGCUGGCGGCCUUCCUCCGGAGAGUGGAGGCCACGGUGGUCCGCGAGCUGAACAGGAACUGGCGCAGCCACGCCUUCGACGGCUUCUCUGUGAACUGGACCGAGCCGCAGCGCACGGUGACCUGCCUGCACACCCUGGGCUACCCCCCAGCCCAAGGGCAGGGUCUGCAUGUGACCAGCGUCUCCUGGAACACCACUGGCUCUGUGGUGGCCUGUGCCUAUGGCCGACUGGAUGACGGAGACUGGAGCACCCUCAAGUCCUUUGUGUGUGCCUGGAACCUGGACCGGCGAGGCCUGAGCCCCCGGCAGCCGUCGGCAGUGGUGGAGGUGCCCAGCGCCGUCAUGUGCCUCGCCUUCCACCCCACGCAGCCGUCGCACGUUGCAGGUGGGCUGUACAGUGGCGAGGUGCUGGUGUGGGACCUCAGCCGUCCUGAGGACCCUCUGCUGUGGUGCACGGGCCUGACAGACGACACACACACAGACCCCGUGUACCAGGUGGUUUGGCUCCCCGAGCCCCGGCACAGCCACCACUUCCGCGUGCUGAGUGUGGCCACCGACGGGAAGGUGCUGCUCUGGCAGGGGGUCGGGGCGGGCCAGCUGCAGCUCACCGAGGGCUUCGCCCUGGUCGUGCAGCAGCUCCCACGGAACACCAAGCUGAAGAAGCCUCCCCGUGGGGAGACCGAGGUGGGCACCACAGCGGUGGCUUUCUCCAGCUUUGACCCCAGCCUUUUUGUUCUGGGCACGGAAGGCGGCUUCCCACUCAAGUGUUCCCUGGCAGCGGAAGAGGCCGCCCUCACGCGGAUGCCCAGCUCUGUGCCCCUGCGGGCCCCGGCACAGUUCACCUUCUCUCCCCAUGGCGGUCCUGUGUACUCCGUGAGCUGUUCGCCUUUCCACAGGAACCUCUUCCUGAGCGCAGGGACCGACGGCCACGUCCACCUGUACUCCAUGCUGCAGGCCCAGCCCCUGACCUCCCUGCGCCUGUCCCCCAAGUACCUGUUUGCUGUGCGCUGGUCCCCAGUGCGCCCCUUGGUGUUUGCGGCUGCUUCUGGGGAAGGUGAUGUGCAACUGUUUGAUCUCCAGAAAAGCUCCCAGAAACCCACAGUUUCCAUCAAGCAAACCCAGGAUGGCAGCCCUGUCUACUGUCUUGAAUUUAAUCGCCAGCAGACUCAGCUGCUGGCCGCUGGCGAUGCCCAGGGCACAGUGAAAGUCUGGCAGCUGAGCAGCGAGUUCACUGAACAGGGGCCCCGGGAGACGGAGGACUUGGAGCAGCUGGCGGAGGAGGUGGCCACCUGAGGACAGCAAAGCAACAGCAGGGUCCUGGCAGGAAUGUCCCUAAAUACAGAGGCAGGGGGGCGAGGCCCCAUCUGUGCUGAGCUGUGUGUUUCUUCUGGAAGUUGAAUGAAGACAAGACAAGCUUU